UCCGUGUCUCCGUUUCAUCCCCAUAACGAGGGUUUUAGCUUUUAGGAGCAUCAGAGCACACUAAGAGAGACAGGUCUGGAAUUUUGGAUUCCAGUCUCCUCUACUCUUCGAAAUCUCCUCUUCGCUGCUCUUGAAAACUCCUUCUACGCUGAUUAGGGAAGUUGAAAUCUGCAAUGCUUUCAAGAUGGAACAGAGCCAUUUCUCAUCUCUCGAAGCUGGGUUCAAUGAACGCCGCAGAAUAUGGUAAAGAUGUUUAUUCUAUCUCUCGUCGAAGCUAUGCUAAGGUUGCUGCAGUUGCGUCACCAACUACGGCUGAGUCUGCAAACAAGACUUCCCCUACGAAAUCAUUGGUAAAUUUGGAUAAAAUGUUCAGGUCUAAGCCCUGUUCUCUGGCUUUGGCUCCAGACUCUCUUCUUAGAGUUGAAGAGCCAAAAUAUGAGGGAAUCCGGUAUUUAAUGCUCAAGAUGAUGUUAUUUUAUAGUAAGCAAAGCAAGGCUCUUAGAGGAGCAAAUGUUGUGUACCGCCGAAUCAUUUCACAGGUUGAUAAACCUGCCAUCUAUGAAGUAUUUAACUUGGAAAAAACUUUUAAAAUGACGUUCUCACUGCUUGUACUCCAUAUGUGGCUUUGCCUACGCCGUUUGAAAGAAGAGGGCAAGGAGGGUAGCGAAUUUGGGCAAUAUGUGUAUGAGAUCUACAAUCAUGAUGUGGAGCUAAGAGUUUCUAAAGCCGGGGUCAACUUGCUAUUGAUUAAAUGGAUGAAAGAAUUGGAGAAGAUAUUCUAUGGUAAUAUUGUUGCUUAUGAUGCUGCAAUGCUUCCUGAGGCUAAACCGGAUGAACUACCAAAUGUGAUAUGGAGGAACGUUUUCUCUGAUGAUGGUGCAUCAGAGCAAGAUGAGGCUGCUUCACGGGCUGUCCAGGCAAUGGCAAGGUAUGUUCGACGGGAAGUUAGUUGCCUGUCCUUAACAGGCAAAGAAGCCAUGUUUUCUGGGAAUUUUACGUUUACGUCAUUGGAGAAUACAUCUGUGCCAGUGAGACGAUGAGAGGAAAAACCGGAUCUUGAGUUGUUCAUCAAGUUUCAUUGGAGAUUUUUGGGGCUGGAGUGGCUUUAAUCAAAAAGUUUCCUGAUCUCUUUUAUUAAACAAGAAUUGUAAAUCUGAUAAAUCAUCGAUAGAAACCAUUGUCUUGUUAUUAUUUAUUUAUUUAUUGCGCCAGUAAUUGGUGACAGUUUUGUGUUUUGUUAUGAUCUUUGGAAGUGGAGCUAAAAGUGCAGUAAGGUUAUACGUA
Messenger RNA from Tripterygium wilfordii, 1284 nucleotides. RefSeq names its product ubiquinol-cytochrome-c reductase complex assembly factor 1. Bases 174 to 1040 code for a protein of 288 amino acids. The record is from RefSeq and is a predicted model, not a curated record. The transcript has 7 exons. Gene Ontology annotation, biological process: mitochondrial respiratory chain complex III assembly. NCBI's taxonomy places the organism in Eukaryota, Viridiplantae, Streptophyta, Magnoliopsida, Celastrales, Celastraceae. Gene Ontology annotation, cellular component: mitochondrion.